AUGACUGAUACACAGAUACUUAAAGACACAGAAACUGAUACAAAGAUACUUAAAGACAUAGAAACUGAUACAAAGAUAAUUAAAGACACAAAAACUGACACACGGACACUUAAUGGCACAGAAACUGAUACACAGACACAAACUGAUACACUGACACUUAGAGACACAGAAACUGAUACACUGACACUUAGAGACACAGAAACUGAUACACUGACACUUAGAGACACAGAAACUGAUACACUGACACUUAGAGACACAGAAACUGAUACACAGACAAUUAGAGACACAGAAACUGAUACACAGACACUUAAUGACACAGAAACUGAUGCACAGACACUUAAUGACACAGAAACUGAUACACUUAGAGACACAGAAACUGAUACACAGACACUUAAUGACACCGAAACUGAUACACAGACACUUAGAGACACAGAAACUGAUACACAGACACUUAGAGACACAGAAACUGAUACACAGACACUUAGAGACACAGAAACUGAUACACAGACACUUAAUGACACCGAAACUGAUACACAGACACUUAGAGACACAGAAACUGAUACACAGACACUUAAUGACACCGAAACUGAUACACAGACACUUAGAGACACAGAAACUGAUACACAGACACUUAGAGACACAGAAACUGAUACACAGACACUUAGAGACACAGAAACUGAUACACAGACACUUAAUGACACCGAAACUGAUACACAGACACUUAGAGACACAGAAACUGAUACACAGACACUUAGAGACACAGAAACUGAUACACAGACACUUAGAGACACAGAAACUGAUACACAGACACUUAAUGACACCGAAACUGAUACACAGACAUUUAGAGACACAGAAACUGAUACACAGACACUUAAUGACACCGAAACUGAUACACAGACACUUAGAGACACAGAAACUGAUACACUGACACUUAGAGACACAGAAACUGAUGCACAGACACUUAGAGACACAGAAACUGAUACACAGACACUUAGAGACACCGAAACUGAUACACAGACACUUAGAGACACCGAAACUGAAACGCCGAUACUUGUUGAUAUCCACAGCGACACGCCCACUUAG
This is a messenger RNA of Biomphalaria glabrata, 1083 nucleotides long. RefSeq names its product clumping factor A-like. The record is from RefSeq and is a predicted model, not a curated record. The transcript has 3 exons. The coding region runs from base 1 to 1083 and encodes 360 amino acids. NCBI's taxonomy places the organism in Eukaryota, Metazoa, Mollusca, Gastropoda, Planorbidae.